AUGACAUUGCAAAUGACCACAGCGGAAUCGCUUUUUUUUUGCACCGCAUUCUCAGAACCUGAUGAAAACUCUUGUAUGACUCAGUUAUCUCGGUGCACCGUCGGUUUUUUGGAGCAACGAAAGAUCGCAGCAAACAGUACGGGUCAUGGUUACGAUAAAAUUUUUGGUAGAUGUCUAGACGAUCAAUUAACUGCCGUGUAUGUCCAGGAUGCAUAUGUCGCUGCUCAUCAUCAGAUAAUGAAUUUUGUACGCUUUUGUGAAUUGGUGGUCAGCCGGGCGCCAAACGUUCGUUGCAUUAAUUUGCUUACCGGUAUGGAAGCGAAAAACAAUCAGGCUGCCUUUGCGGAGUUGAGUCAGAGUCUUGAAAAAGUCAGUGUUGAAUUGAAGGUCGAAUUUAGCCCCUCUAUUCAUGACAGAGAAAUACGAUUCAACAAUGGUUGGAUAGUGAAAAUUGGACGCGGUUUAGACUACUUCAAAAAUCCCGGAAAAUAUGUUCUAGGAGCAUCAGACUUGAAUUUCCGACCAUGUCUUGAAACCACUGUGGAUAUCUUGAAGCAGAAGAAGUGA
Messenger RNA from Cylicostephanus goldi, 567 nucleotides. The record is from the annotation of a GenBank genome assembly. NCBI's taxonomy places the organism in Eukaryota, Metazoa, Nematoda, Chromadorea, Rhabditida, Strongylidae.